AUGAAGCUCUCCAUGACACUUUCCCUGUUUGCGGCCACCGCCAUGGGCCAGACGAUGUGCUCUCAGUAUGACAGUGCCUCGAGCCCCCCAUACUCGGUGAACCAGAACCUCUGGGGCGAAUACCAAGGCACUGGCAGCCAGUGUGUCUACGUCGACAAGCUUAGCAGCAGUGGUGCCUCAUGGCAUACCAAAUGGACCUGGAGUGGUGGCGAGGGAACAGUGAAAAGCUACUCUAACUCCGGCCUUACGUUUGACAAGAAGCUAGUCAGCGAUGUGUCAAGCAUUCCCACCUCGGUGACAUGGAGCCAGGACGACACCAAUGUCCAAGCCGAUGUCUCAUAUGAUCUGUUCACCGCGGCGAAUGCGGAUCAUGCCACUUCCAGCGGUGACUAUGAGCUUAUGAUUUGGCUUGCCCGCUACGGCUCAGUCCAGCCUAUUGGCAAGCAGAUUGCCACGGCCACUGUGGGAGGCAAGUCCUGGGAGGUGUGGUAUGGUACCAGCACCCAGGCCGGUGCGGAGCAGAAGACAUAUAGCUUCGUGGCAGGAUCUCCUAUCAAUUCGUGGAGUGGGGACAUCAAGGACUUCUUCAACUAUCUCACCCAGAACCAAGGCUUCCCGGCUAGCUCUCAGCAUUUGAUCACCCUGCAAUUUGGAACUGAGCCGUUCACCGGUGGCCCGGCAACCUUCACGGUUGACAACUGGACCGCUAGUGUCAACUAA
Molecule: messenger RNA, 720 nt
Organism: Aspergillus luchuensis
Lineage: Eukaryota; Fungi; Ascomycota; Eurotiomycetes; Eurotiales; Aspergillaceae
Product: glycoside hydrolase family 12 protein
Exons: 3
Coding region: 1-720 (239 amino acids)
Biological process (GO): polysaccharide catabolic process
Molecular function (GO): cellulase activity
Source: RefSeq, a predicted model, not a curated record